Molecule: messenger RNA, 2697 nt
Organism: Astyanax mexicanus (Mexican tetra)
Lineage: Eukaryota; Metazoa; Chordata; Actinopteri; Characiformes; Acestrorhamphidae
Gene: ldah
Product: lipid droplet associated hydrolase
Exons: 7
Coding region: 39-1145 (368 amino acids)
Biological process (GO): lipid storage
Cellular component (GO): lipid droplet
Molecular function (GO): lipase activity
Source: RefSeq, a predicted model, not a curated record
AAACUCUGUAGUAAAGAGAAGAAGAGCGGGUUGUUUAUAUGAGGAGCAGAGUCCAGAUUUCUGUCCUAAAAACUAAAAAAACUCCUGUUUUUACCGGAUUUACCUCCAGAAAACACCUCAAAUCCCGCAGCGCAGCAGCAGGUGGUUCUGAUCCGGGUGGAGGGAUGGGAGGUUCUGGGUUUGAUGGAGGUAGAGAGGAGGCUGCUGUGGAGUUUAUUUACUGUAAAGGUGUCGCUACUGAGCUUCUGAAAUACGGACCCAGAGAUCUUCAUGCUGCUGCUGAAACCCCCGACCCCCCCAGAGUGCUCAUCCUUGUCAUUCCAGGUAACCCAGGUGUAGUGGGGUUUUAUAAGACCUUCAUGUGGACGCUGUAUCAGGCCUUUAACCGGCGGUACCCGGUGUGGAGCGUGGGUCACGCUGGACACUGUGUUCCACCAGACACCAUGGACAUGGUAGAAGAUGCAUGUUUGGCGGAGGCGGAGGACGUGUGUGGCCUGAACGGUCAGAUCCAGCAUAAACUGGCCUUCCUGUCGGAGCACGUUCCCCGAGACACACACCUGGUGCUGAUCGGCCACUCGAUUGGCUGCUACAUAAUCCUGGAGACCAUGAGGAGAGACCCGAAGCUAAAGGUGUUGAAAUCUGUGCUGCUGUUUCCGACUAUCGAGCGCAUGGCCGUUACUCCUCAGGGGAAAGUGAUGACCCCUCUGCUCUGUAAUCUGCGCUACACCGCUUACCUGCCCGUAUUCCUGCUUUCACUGCUGCCCGAGAGACUGAAGACCAGCCUGGUUCACCUGGUCCUGAAGAGCGUGAAGCACCUGGACACCCUGAUCGUCCCGCCCACAGCCAGCCUGAUUAACGUGGACUGUGUCGGGAACGCGAUGUACAUGGGGAGUCAGGAGAUGAGGCUGGUGUUGGAGAGGGAUAACUCCACCAUACGACACAACCUCCACAAGCUUGUUUUUUAUUACGGAGCUACAGAUCACUGGUGUCCUGUUCAGUACUACUACGACCUGCGGAGAGACUUCCCGGACGGGGACAUUCGUCUCUGUGAGAGGGGACAUCGCCACGCCUUCGUUCUGGACGCGGGACAGGAGAUGGGCGAGAUGACCACAGAGUGGAUCCGGGAGGAGCUCAGGGGUUUAUAGCGCUGAUCUUAUAUGACUUUAUUACAGUUCUGAUCUAAACUGGAUCUGUAUUACAGGAUACAGGGAUUUACCUGAUACACCUUAUUACAACCUUAUUAACACCUUUAUUAAGGCCUUAUUACAGCCUUUAUUACGGGUAAUGAAACACUUGAAGACGAGAAGAACUCUGAUUGGGUUUGAUUCGCAGGGCCACAGCUGUGAUUUAUUCAGUGAUAUUUAAUAAUGAAUUAUUAUAGUAUGACGGAACUGGAAGCUGCGCCUGUUGGUGGCAAAACCAAGCAAUUAUGACCAAAAGCCAAAAAACUGAUGGAUCUGUUCAUUUAAGAGCUUCUGUCAGGAGUUCAUAGAGACAGUUUUAGUGAAGUGUUAGUGAAGUUUAUGAUGGAUUAUUAAUGAUUCUCAGAAGAUUAUUAAAGAUGAAUCAAUAAAUUCUUCCAAAUGUUGCAUCAUAAGUAACUAAAGAUUUUAAGUAUAAUGUUUAGCAUUAGCAUGAUUAGCUCUCUCUACCAAUUCAGAGAAUAGAAUUACAGAAUCAUGAAUUCUGAACAUUACCCCUGAAUUGUGUUUAAAGAAAUCAUGAACAUUUUUAAAUAACUAUGAAAUUCAGUUUGUUUUUGUUGCAGAUUUUAAAGGAGAAAUCCGGUAUGAAAUGAACUUGUGUACAUUAGUGUUUUAGUGAAACAUGAAAACAAGUAGAAACGUUUUUGUUAAAUAUCUCACCUCUGUUCUCCCCCAGCGUUCUGAAAUACAGAGCUUUUAGCUGAUGCUCCCAACAGGCUUACAGUGUUAGUGAUAGGGGCAUAGAGUUACCCGUGCAAAGGAAUCACUAUUUUACACCAUUAACAACAAACUCAGUGGUAGAAAUCUGAGAGCCUGACAUUAAAAACAAGAAACUAAGAUCUUUUAAAGAGCACAGAGAGCUUAUUAAAUACUCUGUUUAUUAUACACACAGGACCGUCAGGUAGGUGUUAAAGUAAAGUUACGAUCAGUCGAAGAACAAGCACAACAUUACAGGCAGGAAAAGGGAACAGACUGCAAAAUUGGAAAUGCAUAAAUAUUACAGAGAUUUUUACUUAUUUCCAUUAAUUUAUAAUUUUCCUGUGUAUGAAGCUGCUUGGAGAUUAAUGUUAAUGGUGUAAAAUAGUGAUUUCUUUGCAUGAGUAGCUCUAUGCCCCUAUCACUACUAUUGUGAGCCUGUUGGGAGCAUCGGCUAAAAGCUCUGAAUUUUGCUAUUUGAGAAAAGUUUGUACUCAUUAUCAUGUUUCACUACAACACAAGUCUGUUUCACACCAGAUUUCACCUUUAAUUCUGUUCAGAUUCUGUUGAUUGAUUUGCACAUUUUUUGAGGUUUACAUAAAAAACUUCCUCAAAGUGUUUCACCAACAUUUUAUAAAAUGUGACAUAACUGUGAUAACAAUGUGACCAACGUUUGUUUUCUUGUUUUCAUUAAUUGUCAAAGCAAUAAACACACAGAAUAACAUUCAGUUUAAAUGGUGUUAUUGCUGUUUUCACUUUAUAAUGUGGACAGAUGAAUAAAAAUCCUAAUACCUGA